Molecule: messenger RNA, 845 nt
Organism: Syngnathus acus (greater pipefish)
Lineage: Eukaryota; Metazoa; Chordata; Actinopteri; Syngnathiformes; Syngnathidae
Product: galectin-8-like
Exons: 4
Coding region: 14-607 (197 amino acids)
Molecular function (GO): carbohydrate binding
Source: RefSeq, a predicted model, not a curated record
ACGAUGGAAGCGAAUGUCCUGCGCGCAGCUCAAUCACUUCGUGUGCAAAAUCCCCAAAGCGCAUUACCCGCUUGCCAGUCAAGCCGAGCCGCAGGUGGAAGCCAAGCAGCAGGUGGAACGGACCGAUUCCAAACUCUUGUUCUUCAUGUCAGCUGGCAGUUGCAAGGACCUACAGGUGGAAAUGAUGGAAGGGCUCCAGGUGGGGAGCACCAUCACCAUCAGCGGGCAAGGCAACGAAAAGACAAAGGGCUUCCAAGCCAACCUUCUCUACGGCGAUGGCAAAAUGGCCCUCCAGGUCGAGCUGGACGUCUUGACCAAAACCAUCUCGCUGACCUCCAAACUGGCCAGCGACCAGGGCGUCAAGCAACAGAACCAGCUGCUCGAGGCCCCCCUGCAACCUGGAGUCAAUUUUGAGAUCGUCAUCCAGUGCGACGAGCGUGGCUUCCACGUGCUCGCCGCGGACCACUGGCUAUACUACGCCUACCACCACGAGCACGACCUGCCACGCGUCACGCUGCUGAAACUGCACGGGGACGUGUCGCUCAAGUCCAUCAACCUGGCAGGGGAGGCGCUGACAAGUACAAGAGUACAAGACCAAGCAGUGUAGCGCAGUGCCGAAGAAGUUAACAUUGGUAAGAGAUCCAUCAAAGUUUGCCACCUCAAAAGCAGUUACUGAGGGUGGAGAAAGCUGGCGAGGAGAAGAAGAAAAAAAAAUAGAAAGAAAAAAAAAGUUGCUCAGGUUAAAUACAGAGUGUGUCCAGUGAGAUGUCAAAAAAGCCUUUCAAGAAAAUUUGAAAUGUUCUGCCAAGAUAACAUAGCGCCGUAUUUCUUUUGUGCACCCUGUC